UCUAUAUUCACUCUGAAAACAGAUGCUAAACAAACAAAACGAUUGUGAAUAUGGACUUCGGAGUUUAAUUGGAUUAAUAAAGUAUGCAGGAAAUUAUAAACGGGCAAACACGGAAGUACCGGAUAAUGAGAUUAUUUUACUAGUAUUCCAUAAAACUACUUUAGCAAAUAUCAAUAAGGAAGAUUUACCAAUAUUUAUGGAUAUGAUAAAUAAUUUAUUUCCUGAUAUAACUCCACCUGAAAUAAAAUGUGAAGUUUUAAUAGAUGCAAUACAACGUAGCAUGUUGAAAAACAAUCUCCAACCCACUGAUUCUGCUGUUUUGAAAAUUGUUCAAUUAUACGAAAUCAAAACUUACAGGUCUUCCGUUAUAAUAAUAGGAAAUUCUGGAGCAGCUAAAAGCAUUACUUGGAAAACACUAAGAGAUACACUAAUCUUACUGAAGAGUGAACAAAUCAAUUCGUUCGAAACCGUUAUUGAAUAUGUUUUAAAUCCAAUAACUUUAACUACAGAAGAACUAUAUGGUAAAUAUAAUCAUGAUACACAUGAAUGGGUGGAUGGAAUUUUUUCGUCAAUUAUACGCAAAAUUUGUUCGGAUAAUGGAUUAGAACAAAAGUGGGUGAUACUAGAUGGACCAAUUGAAAGCCGUUGGGUUGAAAAUAUGAGUUCUGCAAUAGACGAUACUAACAUUUUAAUUUUAGAAAAUGGCGAACGCAUUUUAAUACCAAAACAGGUGUCUUUUAUUUUUGAAGUAGAAGAUUUAAAAGCUGCAUCCCCUGCAAUUAUUUCGAAAUGUGGUAUAGUUUAUAACAAUCAUAACGACUAUGGAUGGCGACUAUACGUCAACUCGUGGUUAAAUAUUUGUAAAUUUAAACUGUUUAAAGAUGAGAUGAAACUCAAUUUUGAACAUUACAUCGACGAUUUACUUGUAUUCAAAAGAUUAAACUGUACUGAAAUAGUUUCUUUAACGGACCAAAAUUGUAUAAUAUCUUUGUGUAAGUUAUUAGAAAGCUGCACCUUUCACGAUUUGGCUGAUAAAAUUCCCAAUGAGUUAAAUGAUAGCCAGUACAAAUUUUUAAUUAAGAUUUGGUUUAUUUUUUGUAUGAUUUGGUCAAUAUGUGGUUGUUUGAGUGAAGACGGAAAAAAUAAAAUUGAUGUAUAUAUUAGAAAACUUGAAGGCAUUUUUCCUGUAAAAGAUACAGUUUAUCAUUAUUAAGUCGAUACAAAUUACUGUAAAUUUCAACAUUGGGAACAAAAGCUCUCAACUAAUACAUGGACAUAUGAUAGAGAAGUACAAUUUUCCAAAAUAAUUAUUCCAACGAUAGAUACUGUUCGCCACAGUUAUUUAAUUCAAUCAUAUCUAAGUAAGAAUCAACCGGUUUUGUUAGUUG
Molecule: messenger RNA, 1388 nt
Organism: Myzus persicae (green peach aphid)
Lineage: Eukaryota; Metazoa; Arthropoda; Insecta; Hemiptera; Aphididae
Product: dynein heavy chain 2, axonemal-like
Exons: 8
Coding region: 23-1213 (396 amino acids)
Biological process (GO): microtubule-based movement
Cellular component (GO): dynein complex
Molecular function (GO): dynein intermediate chain binding; dynein light intermediate chain binding; ATP binding
Source: RefSeq, a predicted model, not a curated record